AGAAAGAGUGAAGAAGAAAAAGAAGAAGGAGAAGGAUUAAUAAAAAGGGAUUCUUUCUUGCUUUCCGGCAUUUCCUUCCUAUCGACUAGCACUACUUUCUCUUACUUUCCACUCCGUCUAUAUAAAUAUAUAUAUUUCAUCGUCCCGCUGUCUCGCCUGGUCGAGGCCCACAAAAAGCCGCCAAAAUUAAGUUCUCAAAGCAAAAUCCGCAUCACGCAUACCGUCACACGGACAACAUCUACGACGGUGGCACCGACACCGACGACGACGAAUGUCCAUUGGAGUCGACCACAAUGAAUCCCUAUGAGUACGAGUCCACAUUGGAUUGUCGGGACGCGGGCGGUGGUCCCGGCCACAUCCCGGGCACAUUACCCAUGACGGGCCGUCAACUGAGUGGCGGCGGAGGUCCUUCAGGUGCCUCCACCUUGCACUUGCAUAGCAGCAGUCAACAAACGUUGCAGCAUCAAAACCAACAGAAUUUGCAAGCCGCCGCAGCGGCAGCGGCGGCAGCAGCUCAGGCUCAGUCAUCGCACUAUGAUUAUGAGUAUCAACAUUUGCCACAUCGUCCACCGGAUACAACAACAACAACAGCAGCAGCAGCAUCAGCAGCAGCAACAACACAACGCACACACGGCAGACAAGGCUUCCUCCUGGAAGGAGUCACGCCAACGGCCCCGCCGGAUGUACCGCCGCGUAAUCCGACAAUGAGUCGCAUGCAAAAUGGUCGUUUAACUGUUAACAAUCCAAAUGAUGUUGACUUUGAGCCAUCUUGUUUGGUGCGAACGCCAUCGGGCAACGUUUACAUUCCUAGUGGAAAUCUAAACAUCAACAAGGGCUCACCCAUCGAUUUCAAGAGCGGCUCAGCCUGUUCCACACCCACAAAAGACACACUGAAGGGCGGUUACGAGCGCACCGCACAAGGUUGCAUGGGUCCGGUGUUGCCACCGCGCAGCGCCAUGAACGGUUUGCCCACGCAUCAUUACUCAGCGCCGAUGAACUUUCGCAAGGAUCUGGCCGCACGCUGUUCGGCCCAUUGCGUUAGUAUCGGCGCCAUUGCGGCAUUGGUAGUGCUCUGCCUACUUUUGAUCCUGUUGACUGGCACCGGUGUCCUCCAUUGGUCCCAGUCGGCGCCAUGUACAGUUCUAGUCGGCAACGAGGCCUCUGAAGUGACAGCGGCCAAGAGCACAAAUACGGAUCUAUCGAAGCUACACAACUCAUCGGUACGAGCGAAAAAUGGACAAGGUUUAAUGGCAACUGGAACAUCGAGUGGAUCGGGCGGCGCAGGCGGAGGUGCUGGUGGUGGAAGUGGUUCUGGUGCAACAGCCACUGUGACAACGGCCACAUCGAACAGCGGGCAAGCGCAGGGUCUACAAUCGACAUCGGCCUCGGCGGAGGCUACCUCUUCGGCAGCCACAUCGUCAUCGCAAUCCUCGUUGACUCCAUCGUCAUCGCUCUCUUCGUCCUUGGCGAAUGCCAAUAAUGGAGGAUGGAACAGAGCAAUGUCAACGCAGCUGUCAGUCAAAGACAACAACAAACGUCAACGACGAAGUUUAAUCGAGAUGGAUAGGGGGCAGGGGGAGAGACAAGGAGGACAGGUUGGAGAAACUUUCAGCGACUUAAUUACAAGUGAAAAUCCAAAAGAGUCUGUGUCUAUGGAAAGUGGAAAGAAGCAAAGUAAUUACGAUAAAACUUUGCUUAAAAUCGAUAGCAUAUUGGAUAAAACCAAUGACUUUGACUAUGAAGAUGAUGACUAUAAUGAUGAUGAUGAUGAUAAUAAUAAUGAUGAUGUUGCUGUUGGCAAGGUAAAAGAGAUGCAGCCCAAGAGUAGGCAACAAUUUGGCAAAUCAUUAAACGGCAAUUUACGCAAGGCAAGUAAAACGGUGGUCAAAGCAAGGACCAAGGAUGAUGAACAGAAGUUGGCAGCAAGAAUAGACAAGGAGGCGGCCAAAGGAAAGGAGCUGAAGGCCAGCACAUUUGUUGCUGUUAUUGAUGAUGAUAAUCAAACUGACAAGAGCAGCUUAAGCUCAAUGUUCUCAACGACGACAACGAAGACAACGAAGACUACGACAGCAGCGGCGAUAACUUCAAUGAGCGACAACCAGGAUGACAUUGUUGAAAUCAACACCGAGACAUACUCGUCGCAUUCGCCCCUGAUUGUUAUUGAAAAUGAUUUUGAAAUCAAAGGAGCAGACGAGCAGCGACAAAAGGAACAGAAACAGCAGAGGAAGAAGCAGCAGCAGCAACAGCAGGAUGAUAACAAUAAUGAGAGUGAUUUAGCUGACAACUAUGAGAUGCAUAAGGAUGAGAUACAGGAGCAAGGUUUUCGAAUAAAUCAAACUGAUACCUCCUCCUCCUCAUCAUCAUCCACCUCUACUUCUACCACAUCCUCGGCGGAUUUGAUGCUGAAUGAUAGCAAUGGAUUGCCGUUCGAUGAUAUUAAUAUAGUUAAAUUGGACAAAGCUUUAAAUUCGAAUGAUGUUGAGAUUUACAAUACCGACAACAAUGAGCAGGAAAAGGAUACUAAAUUGAAAAUACCUUCGGCUACUAAUAUAGCUGCUGCCAGUGAGAAUGAAGUACUCAAAGACCACGAAUUAGACAACGAGAUACCCUUGCAUCUGACUCCUCUGAAACCGUAUGUGAGUGAACGCUUCGAUAAGCCCAGUAAGCGGAUAUUGGUUAAUUUGACCAUUGCCACAGAUGAUGGCAGCGAUUCCAUUUACACCUUACACGUGGCUGUGCCCACAGGCGGUGGCUCACACAAUCUCGAGCAGGUUUUGACUCAUGAGAAGAAAUCGGAUUUGAUAAAGAGCCAGCAGCAGAUUGAUAGCUGCAUCCCAGAGCCACCGCCUCGUAUGCCCGAUUGUCCUUGUAGCUGUUUGCCACCGAAUCCACCCACAUAUAUCCAUGUUGAUGACGAAGAUGAUAGCCACGUUGACAUUGCCUCUACCACGAUAACAACGCCCAGCCAUAUAGAGAUGGCCACCAUUUUGAAUCAUCAUCAUGAUGAUGAUGAUGAUGAUGAAGAUGUUGCAGAUAGUGUGAUUGGGAAUGAGAAUGGAUUGGAGUUGGUGACUUCUACUAACAAAACUACUACUAGCACCACUGAAUACGAUAACCGCAUUGCUGAUGCUUCUUCAUUUACUGAACCGAAUGUUGGUCUGGGUCUCGAUGGGGAUAAGUUUGCAUGCCCCGAUGUAAUGCCUAUACUCAUACUAGAAGGUGCUCGCACAUUCCCGGCUCGUAGUUUCCCACCAGAUGGCACAACAUUUGGUCAGAUAACAUUGGGCCAGAAACUGACCAAGGAGAUACAACCGUAUAGCUAUUGGAAUAUGCAAUUCUAUCAAUCGGAACCGGCCUACGUUAAAUUUGAUUAUACCAUACCGCGCGGCGCCUCAAUCGGUGUCUAUGGACGACGCAAUGCUUUGCCCACUCAUACGCAAUAUCAUUUUAAAGAGGUUCUAAGUGGUUUUAGCGCUAGCACACGCACUGCUCGAGCGGCACAUCUGUCAAUAACGCGGGAGGUAACACGCUAUAUGGAGCCUGGACAUUGGUUUGUCUCGCUCUACAACGAUGAUGGGGACGUACAGGAGUUGACCUUCUAUGCGGCCAUUGCUGAGGAUAUGACACAGAAUUGUCCGAAUGGUUGUUCGGGCAAUGGCCAGUGCCUCUUGGGGCAUUGCCAAUGUAACCCCGGUUUCGGUGGCGACGAUUGCAGCGAGAGCGUUUGCCCCGUUCUAUGCUCACAGCAUGGCGAGUACAUUAACGGCGAGUGCAUCUGCAAUCCCGGCUGGAAGGGCAAGGAGUGCUCCCUGCGGCAUGAUGAAUGCGAGGUGGCUGAUUGCAAUGGUCAUGGCCAUUGUGUCAGUGGCAAGUGUCAAUGCAUGCGCGGCUACAAGGGCAAAUUCUGUGAAGAAGUGGACUGCCCCCAUCCGAAUUGUUCGGGACAUGGCUUCUGCGCUGAUGGCACUUGCAUAUGCAAAAAGGGUUGGAAGGGCACAGACUGUGCCACCAUGGAUCAGGAUGCUCUGCAAUGUUUGCCCGACUGUUCGGGUCAUGGCACUUUCGAUUUGGACACUCAGACCUGCACCUGCGAGGCGAAAUGGAGUGGCGAUGAUUGCUCCAAGGAGCUCUGCGAUUUGGACUGCGGCCAGCACGGUCGUUGCGAGGGCGACGCUUGCGCCUGUGAUCCCGAAUGGGGUGGCGAAUAUUGUAACACCAAGCUGUGCGAUUCACGCUGCAACGAGCAUGGCCAAUGCAAGAACGGCACUUGCCUCUGUGUGACCGGAUGGAAUGGCAAACACUGCACAAUCGAGGGAUGUCCCAAUAGUUGUGCCGGGCACGGUCAAUGUCGGGUCAGCGGCGAGGGACAGUGGGAAUGCCGUUGCUACGAGGGUUGGGAUGGCACCGAUUGUGGCAUAGCUCUCGAAUUGAAUUGUGGCGACAGCAAGGACAAUGACAAGGAUGGCCUAGUUGACUGCGAGGAUCCCGAAUGCUGUGCCAGUCAUGUGUGCAAGACCUCCCAGCUGUGUGUGUCGGCUCCCAAGCCCAUCGAUGUGCUGUUGCGUAAGCAGCCACCAGCCAUCACUGCCUCGUUCUUUGAACGCAUGAAGUUCUUGAUCGAUGAGAGCAGUCUACAGAACUACGCCAAACUCGAGACCUUCAAUGAGAGCAUUUUUUGGAAUUAUUUCAAUGCAAGCCGUUCGGCAGUUAUACGGGGUCGAGUGGUCACCUCGCUGGGCAUGGGCCUGGUGGGUGUCCGCGUAUCGACAACAACUCUCCUGGAAGGCUUCACCCUGACCCGCGACGACGGAUGGUUCGAUCUUAUGGUCAAUGGCGGCGGCGCUGUCACUCUACAAUUUGGUCGUGCCCCCUUCAGGCCACAAUCGCGCAUCGUUCAGGUGCCCUGGAACGAGGUUGUCAUCAUCGAUGUCGUCGUAAUGAGCAUGUCCGAGGAGAAGGGUCUGGCUGUGACAACAACCCACACUUGCUUCUCCCAUGACUAUGAUCUGAUGAAGCCGGUGGUUCUGGCCUCAUGGAAACACGGCUUCCAGGGUGCAUGUCCCGAUCGCAGUGCCAUUCUGGCCGAAUCGCAGGUGGUGCAGGAAUCCCUGCAAAUACCCGGCACGGGUCUGAAUCUGGUCUAUCAUUCGUCUCGCGCCGCUGGCUAUUUGUCAACGAUUAAGCUGCAACUGACCCCGGAUAGCAUUCCCAGUUCGUUGCAUCUGAUACACUUGCGCAUCACCAUCGAGGGCAUUCUGUUUGAACGGGUCUUCGAGGCUGAUCCUGGCAUCAAAUUCACCUACGCAUGGAAUCGUUUGAACAUCUACCGACAGAGAGUGUAUGGAGUGACCACAGCAGUGGUUAAAGUGGGUUAUCAGUACACCGAUUGCAAGGACAUCGUCUGGGAUAUACAGACGACCAAGUUAAGUGGUCACGACAUGUCCAUCUCCGAGGUGGGCGGUUGGAAUCUGGAUAUACAUCAUCGCUACAACUUCCACGAGGGCAUUUUGCAGAAGGGCGAUGGCUCGAACAUCUAUUUGAGAAACAAACCGAGAAUCAUUCUGACCACCAUGGGCGAUGGACACCAGCGGCCGUUGGAAUGCCUCGACUGCGAUGGCCUGGCAAUGAAGCAACGUCUCCUGGCCCCCGUCGCCUUGGCAGCAGCACCCGAUGGCAGUCUCUUUGUGGGUGACUUCAACUACAUUCGCCGCAUCAUGACCGAUGGCAGCAUUCGCACUGUGGUUAAACUGAAUGCCACCCGUGUCUCGUAUCGCUAUCAUAUGGCACUCAGCCCUCUGGAUGGCACCCUUUAUGUAUCCGAUCCGGAAUCCCAUCAGAUCAUUCGAGUCCGUGACACCAACGACUAUUCGCAACCCGAGAAGAACUGGGAAGCCAUUGUCGGUUCGGGUGAACGUUGCCUGCCCGGCGAUGAGGCUCACUGCGGUGACGGAGCUCUGGCCAAGGAUGCCAAGCUGGCCUAUCCCAAGGGUAUUGCCAUAUCGAGUGAUAACAUUUUGUACUUCGCCGAUGGCACAAACAUUCGCAUGGUCGAUCGGGACAACAUUGUCAGCACUCUGAUUGGCAAUCACAUGCACAAGUCCCACUGGAAGCCCAUUCCCUGCGAGGGCACCCUGAAACUGGAGGAGAUGCAUCUGCGUUGGCCCACCGAAUUGGCUGUCUCGCCCAUGGACAAUACCCUGCACAUUAUCGAUGACCACAUGAUCCUUCGCAUGACCCCAGACGGACGAGUGCGCGUCAUUUCGGGACGCCCUCUGCACUGUGCCACUGCCUCGACGGCCUAUGACACCGACUUGGCCACUCAUGCCACGUUGGUGAUGCCCCAAUCGAUUGCCUUUGGACCUCUGGGUGAACUCUUUGUGGCCGAGAGUGAUUCGCAGAGGAUAAAUCGCGUGCGAGUGAUUGGCACGGAUGGACGAAUUGCCGCCUUUGCUGGAGCCGAGUCGAAAUGCAACUGCUUGGAGCGAGGCUGCGACUGCUUCGAGGCGGAACACUAUUUGGCCACCAGUGCCAAGUUCAAUACCAUUGCUGCUUUGGCCGUUACACCCGAUGGACAUGUGCAUAUAGCCGAUCAGGCCAACUAUCGCAUACGUUCGGUCAUGUCGAGCAUACCGGAGGCCAGUCCAUCGCGCGAAUACGAGAUCUAUGCCCCGGACAUGCAAGAGAUUUACAUCUUCAAUCGCUUUGGCCAGCAUGUGUCCACCAAGAACAUUCUGACGGGCGAGACCACCUACACGUUUACCUACAAUGUGAACACCUCCAAUGGCAAACUGAGCACGGUGACCGACGCGGCCGGCAACAAGGUGUUCCUGCUGCGUGAUUACACCUCGCAGGUCAACUCGAUUGAGAAUACCAAGGGACAGAAGUGCCGCUUGCGCAUGACUCGCAUGAAAAUGCUCCACGAAUUGAGUACCCCCGAUAAUUAUAACGUGACCUACGAAUAUCAUGGACCUACGGGCUUGCUGAAGACCAAAUUGGACUCCACCGGACGUUCCUAUGUCUACAACUAUGAUGAAUUCGGUCGUCUGACCUCGGCUGUUACACCAACUGGACGAGUCAUUGAAUUGAGCUUCGAUCUGAGUGUGAAGGGAGCCCAGGUGAAAGUGUCGGAGAACGCCCAGAAGGAGCUGUCCAUGCUGAUCCAGGGAGCCACGGUCAUAGUGCGCAAUGGUGCCGCCGAGUCGCGUACAACUGUCGACAUGGACGGAUCGACCACAAGCAUCACCCCAUGGGGCCACAAUCUGCAAAUGGAAGUGGUUCCCUACACCAUUCUGGCGGAGCAGAGUCCAUUGUUGGGUGAAAGUUAUCCAGUGCCGGCGAAACAACGCACCGAGAUUGCCGGAGAUUUGGCCAAUCGUUUUGAGUGGCGUUUCUUUGUACGUCGCCAGCAGCCACCGCAGAAGGGACAACAAAACAAGGGGGCACCACGCCCAGUAACCGAAGUGGGCCGCAAGCUGCGAGUGAAUGGCGACAAUGUCCUGACCCUGGAGUAUGACCGAGAGACACAAUCGGUUGUGGUGAUGGUCGACGAUAAGCAAGAACUUCUGAAUGUCACCUACGAUCGCACCUCUCGUCCUGUUAGCUUCAGACCCCAGUCGGGUGACUAUGCCGAUGUUGAUUUGGAAUACGAUCGGUUCGGUCGUUUGGUUAGCUGGAAGUGGGGAGUCCUGCAAGAGGCCUACUCCUUCGAUCGCAAUGGACGUCUGAAUGAGAUCAAAUAUGGAGAUGGUUCCACCAUGGUCUAUGCCUUUAAGGAUAUGUUUGGCUCGCUGCCUCUGAAGGUGACCACGCCCAGACGCUCGGACUACUUGCUGCAAUACGAUGAUGCUGGAGCCCUACAAAGCUUGACCACACCGCGGGGACACAUACACUCGUUCUCGCUGCAAACAUCUCUGGGCUUCUUCAAAUAUCAGUACUACUCGCCCAUCAACCGUCAUCCCUUCGAGAUUCUGUACAAUGACGAGGGACAAAUACUGGCCAAGAUACAUCCACAUCAGUCGGGCAAAGUGGCCUUUGUCCACGAUGCUUCUGGACGUCUGGAGACCAUAUUGGCUGGCCUAUCGAGCACUCAUUACACCUACCAGGACACAACGAGCCUAGUGAAGUCGGUGGAAGUCCAAGAGCCAGGCUUUGAGUUGAGACGCGAGUUCAAAUAUCAUGCUGGUAUCCUUAAGGAUGAGAAAUUGAGAUUCGGUUCGAAGAACUCGCUCGCCUCGGCCCACUACAAGUAUGCCUACGAUGGCAAUGCCCGCUUGAGCGGCAUUGAGAUGGCCAUCGAUGACAAGGAGUUGCCCACGACGCGUUACAAGUACAGCCAGAAUUUGGGUCAACUGGAGGUGGUGCAGGAUCUGAAGAUAACCCGCAAUGCCUUCAAUCGCACUGUGAUCCAGGACUCGGCGAAACAGUUCUUCACCAUUGUCGACUACGAUCAGCAUGGCCGGGUGAAGAGCGUCCUGAUGAACAUCAAGAACAUUGAUGUCUUCCGCCUCGAACUGGACUACGAUCUGCGCAAUCGCAUCAAGUCACAGAAGACAACCUUUGGCCGGUCGACAGCCUUCGACAAGAUCAACUACAACGCCGAUGGCCAUGUCAUCGAAGUGUUGGGCACCAACAACUGGAAGUAUCUGUACGAUGAGAAUGGCAACACAGUGGGAGUGGUCGAUCAGGGAGAGAAAUUCAAUCUGGGCUAUGACAUUGGUGACCGCGUCAUCAAGGUGGGCGAGGUGGAGUUCAACAACUACGAUGCCCGAGGCUUUGUGGUGCGACGCGGCGAGCAAAAGUAUCGCUACAACAAUCGCGGCCAGCUGAUUCAUGCCUUCGAACGGGAACGCUUCCAGAGCUGGUACUACUACGACGAUCGCAGUCGUCUGGUGGCCUGGCACGACAGCAAGGGCAAUGUGACCCAGUACUACUAUGCCAAUCCGAAGACACCCCAUUUGGUCACCCAUGUGCACUUCCCCAAGCAGAGCAAGACCAUGAAAUUCUACUACGACGAUCGGGACAUGUUGAUCGCCCUGGAGCAUGCCGAACAGAGAUAUUAUGUGGCCACCGAUCAGAAUGGUUCGCCCUUGGCGUUCUUCGACAUGAACGGAGCCAUUGUCAAGGAACUGAAGCGUACACCAUUCGGCAGGAUUAUCAAGGACACGAAGCCAGACUUCUUUGUGCCCAUCGAUUUCCAUGGCGGUCUGAUUGAUCCACACACCAAAUUGGUCUACACCGAGCAGAGGCAAUACGAUCCGAAUGUUGGGCAAUGGAUGACCCCCCUGUGGGAGACUUUGGCCACCGAAAUGUCCAAUCCGACGGAUGUCUUUAUCUACAGAUACCACAACAAUGAUCCCAUCAAUCCCAACAAGCCGCAGAACUAUAUGAUCGAUCUGGAUGCCUGGCUGCAGCUCUUUGGCUACGAUCUGAACAACAUGCAGAGCACCAAGUACACCAAAUUGGCUCAAUACACGCCGCAGGCAUCGAUCAAAUCGAACACACUGGCUCCCGACUUUGGUGUCAUCUCGGGUCUGGAAUGCAUUGUGGAGAAGACGAGCGAGAAGUUCAGCGAUUUCGAUUUCGUGCCCAAGCCCCUUCUCAAGAUGGAGCCCAAGAUGAGGAAUCUGUUGCCACGAGUUAGCUACCGUCGAGGAGUGUUUGGCGAGGGCGUGCUCCUGUCCCGCAUCGGAGGUCGUGCCCUGGUCAGUGUGGUCGAUGGCUCGAACAGUGUGGUCCAGGAUGUGGUCAGCAGUGUGUUCAACAACUCGUAUUUCCUGGAUCUGCACUUUAGUAUCCACGAUCAGGAUGUCUUCUAUUUCGUCAAGGACAAUGUUCUGAAGCUGCGCGACGAUAAUGAGGAACUGCGUCGUCUGGGCGGCAUGUUUAACAUAUCAACGCACGAGAUUAGCGAUCAUGGUGGCAGUGCGGCCAAGGAGUUGCGCCUCCAUGGCCCCGAUGCAGUGGUGAUCAUCAAAUAUGGUGUAGAUCCCGAGCAAGAGAGACACCGCAUCCUGAAGCAUGCCCACAAACGGGCCGUGGAACGGGCCUGGGAGCUGGAGAAGCAAUUGGUGGCAGCUGGCUUCCAAGGACGCGGCGACUGGACCGAAGAGGAGAAGGAGGAACUUGUCCAGCAUGGCGAUGUGGACGGCUGGAUUGGCAUCGAUAUACACAGCAUACACAAGUAUCCCCAACUGGCCGAUGAUCCUGGCAAUGUGGCCUUUCAGCGGGAUGCCAAGCGCAAGCGCCGCAAGACCGGCAACAGUCAUCGGGUCAACUCAUCGCGCAGACAGCUCAAGUUCACCGAAUUGAAUGCGUGAGUGGAGCCGGACCCGGACCUGGAUAAUGGGGCAUACAAUGAAGAGGAAGUCGUCGGGGAUGAGGAGGAUGAAGACUAUGGCGAAAUGGAGGACUACUUGAUAGCCGUGGGUAAGCAGAAGCAGAAGCAGCAGCAGCAGCAGCUAUUUAGCACGAGCAGCAGCCGCAUCGAGCAGCAGGAUCAGCCCAAGGAGCUGGUCUUGUAAUUAGGUGAAAACAACAACAAGAAAAACAACCACAAUGAUCAACACUAAUUAAUAUAAACUUUAAUCAAGCUUAAAGUUUAGUAUUAGUAUCUAAACUCUCGAGUCUGUGUGUUUGUUGCAAUUUUCCUUUGACUGUGCGCGUCUGUACGUUUUUUUUGUUGUGUGUACUGUUUUUUUUUUUUUUUGUAUUAGGCAUAUGUUUAGUCCAUGUGUGUGUAAUAGUUAAUGUAAAACCUUUUAACAAAUCGAAUGAACAAAUAAGAUAUAUAUAUAUAUAUAUAUAUAUACAUAGAUAUAUAUUUGAUGCUACACUAAGCUGUAAGAGAACUAAGCACACGAACAAAUAAAUUUCCAUUGGGCAUCGAUUCGAGAUUGAAUGUGUAGAGGGGUGGGGGGCCCACCCCCCAUCCCCUCGCCGCACGCCCCAUGCCCCAUA
Molecule: messenger RNA, 10956 nt
Organism: Drosophila willistoni
Lineage: Eukaryota; Metazoa; Arthropoda; Insecta; Diptera; Drosophilidae
Gene: Ten-m
Product: teneurin-m
Exons: 11
Coding region: 294-10316 (3340 amino acids)
Biological process (GO): motor neuron axon guidance
Source: RefSeq, a predicted model, not a curated record